Molecule: messenger RNA, 1458 nt
Organism: Salvia miltiorrhiza (redroot sage)
Lineage: Eukaryota; Viridiplantae; Streptophyta; Magnoliopsida; Lamiales; Lamiaceae
Product: alpha-amylase-like
Exons: 4
Coding region: 42-1361 (439 amino acids)
Biological process (GO): carbohydrate metabolic process
Molecular function (GO): alpha-amylase activity; calcium ion binding
Source: RefSeq, a predicted model, not a curated record
CUUACUUGACAUAAUCAUAGAAACCAACUGAAAUAUCAAACAUGACUACUUUUGUUACAUAUUUUUCGAUUAUUUUUUCUGCUUUUACUUUCUUCCCCGCCUUGUCCACUUCCACCUUAUUGUUUCAGGGAUUCAACUGGGAGUCGAGCAAACAAGGAGGGUGGUACAAUUCGCUUAUCGAUGUUGUACCGGAAAUAGCCAGCUUUGGAGUUACUCAUAUUUGGCUGCCACCUCCCACUCACUCGGUUGAUUCUCAAGGAUAUCUGCCGGGAAGGCUGUACGACCUGGACGCAUCAAACUACGGCAACGGCGGCGAGCUCCGAAGCCUAAUCAAGGCGAUACACGACAUGGGCAUGAAGGCCGUGGCGGACAUCGUGAUCAACCACCGCACCGCCGAGAAGAAGGACGGGCGGGGGAUCUACAGCAUCUUCGAGGGGGGCACUCCCGACGACCGCCUCGACUGGGGCCCCUCCCUCAUCUGCCGCGACGACACACAGUACUCUGACGGCACCGGCAACCUGGACUCCGGAGCCCCCUACGACGCAGCCCCGGACAUCGACCAUCUCAACCCUCGUGUUCAGAAGGAGCUCUCCGAGUGGCUCAACUGGCUCAAGUCCGACGUCGGCUUCGACGGCUGGCGCUUCGACUUCGUGAAGGGCUUCGCCCCCUUCGUCACCAAGAUCUACAUGGACAACACGCGCCCGGACUUCGCCGUGGCGGAGCUCUGGAACGCACUCGCCUACGGGAAGAGCGGGAAGCUCGCCUAUGAUCAGGACGCCCACAGGAAGGAGCUGGCGGCGUGGGCGGAGGGCUGGGGCGGGAGGGUGGCUGCCGUGGACUUCACGACAAAGGGGAUCCUUCAGGCGGCGGUGGAGGGGGAGCAGUGGAGGUUGAAGGACGCGCAGGGAAAGCCGCCGGGGUUGAUAGGGAUUAGGCCGGAGAGCGCUGUGACGUUCAUCGACAACCACGACACUGGCUCCACGCAGAAACAUUGGCCUUUUCCGGCGGACAAGGUGUUGCAGGGCUAUGCUUAUAUCCUUACUCAUCCUGGGAUUCCAUCCCUGUUCUACGAUCAUUUGUUUGAUUGGGGGAAGAAUUGGAAGGAAGAGAUUAUAAAGCUGAGCAUAGUAAGGAAGAGGAAUGGCAUUGGUGCGGGGAGCAAAGUGACGAUUCUGGCUGCGGAGACUGAUCUUUACGUGGCGAAGAUUGAUGGUAAGAUCAUCACUAAAAUCGGGGCGAAGAAGGAUAUCGGAAACCUAAUUCCAGCGGGAUUCGAGGUUGCAGCUGCUGGAGUUGAUUAUGCUGUUUGGGAGAAGCAAGCUAAAUGUACAUGUGUGUGUGUCAACCUCCCACUCAAUUAAUUAAAUAUAUAUAUGUAAAACAUUAGAGUGACGAAUGAAAUAAAGGAUCUCGCUUUAACACUCAUCACUCCUCAAAUGAGAUCUUCAUUUUUCAAUU